AUGUGGGUUGUUAUGGGGAGGACGGGGAAAACGGUGGCCAAGCUGCUAAACUUAGCUGCUCUCAGCCUUUCUGUUUGCGUAUCUUCCAGGGAACUGUUUUCGCCAUCUCAGAAAUACCAGCUCCUUGUAUACCAUGCAGACUCUCUCUUCCAUGAUAAAGAGUAUAGGAAUGCUGUAAGUAAGUACACAAUGGCCUUGCAGCAGAAAAAAGCUUUAAGUAAAACAUCAAAAGUAAGACCUUCUACUGGGAAUGCGGCAUCAACUCCCCAAAGCCAGUGUUUACCAUCAGAAAUUGAAGUGAAAUAUAAAAUGGCUGAGUGCUACACAAUGCUGAAGCAAGAUAAAGAUGCCAUUGCUAUUCUUGAUGGGAUCCCUUCCAGACAGAGGACCCCAAAGAUCAAUAUGAUGUUGGCAAACCUGUACAAGAAAGCGGGUCAAGAACGCUCGUCCGUUACAAGCUACAAAGAAGUGCUGAGACAGUGCCCUUUAGCCCUUGAUGCCAUCCUGGGCCUGCUCUCGCUCUCAGUGAAAGGCGCCGAAGUGGCCUCCAUGACAAUCAACGUAAUUCAGAGUAUUCCCAACCUGGAUUGGCUUUCAGUGUGGAUCAAGGCAUAUGCUUUUGUGCAUACUGGAGAUAACACAAGGGCAAUAAAUACCAUUUGCUCUUUAGAGAAAAAGUCACUGCUGAGAGAUAAUGUAGACUUACUGGGGAGCUUAGCAGACCUGUAUUUCAGAGCUGGAGAUAAUAAAAACUCUAUUCUAAAAUUUGAACAAGCACAAAUGCUGGAUCCUUACUUAAUAAAAGGAAUGGAUGUAUAUGGUUAUUUAUUGGCACGUGAAGGCCGACUGGAGGAUGUGGAGAACUUGGGCUGCCGUCUCUUCAAUAUUUCUGACCAGCAUGCGGAACCCUGGGUGGUGUCUGGGUGUCACAGUUUCUACGGUAAACGCUACUCUCGUGCCUUAUACUUAGGAGCCAAAGCUAUCCAGCUUAACAGUAACAGUGUUCAAGCUCUGCUGCUGAAAGGAGCUGCUCUCAGGAACAUGGGCCGAGUGCAGGAAGCAAUUAUACACUUCCGUGAGGCGAUACGCCUUGCACCCUGCAGGCUGGAUUGCUAUGAGGGUCUCAUCGAAUGUUACCUGGCAUCCAACAGUAUCCGUGAAGCUAUGGUUAUGGCAAAUAAUGUGUAUAAAACCUUGGGGGCAAAUGCACAGACACUCACUCUGUUAGCAACAGUCUGUCUGGAAGACCCUGUCACCCAGGAAAAAGCAAAAACGUUGUUGGACAAAGCGCUAACGCAAAGACCUGAUUACACUAAAGCUGUGGUGAAGAAAGCAGAGCUUCUUAGUAGAGAACAGAAGUAUGAAGAUGGAAUUGCUCUGCUGAGGAAUGCGCUGGCUAAUCAGAGUGACUGUGUUCUGCACCGAAUACUGGGAGACUUCCUCGUCGCUGUCAAUGAGUAUCAGGAAGCGAUGGACCAGUACAGCAUAGCCCUGAGUUUGGAUCCCAACGAUCAGAAGUCACUAGAAGGAAUGCAGAAAAUGGAAAAGGAGGAGAGUCCAACAGACGCGACGCAGGAGGAAGAUGUGGAUGAUAUGGAGGGCAGCGGAGAGGAGGGGGACUUGGAAGGCAGCGACAGUGAAGCAGCACAGUGGGCAGAUCAGGAGCAGUGGUUUGGCAUGCAGUAGUGGCUGCUCAUCCCACUGCUUGUUCUGGCACUAGGGCCAUUCUUUGGAGAACAUAAACUAUGAUUUUUGCAGUAGCAAAGGACUUUUUUUUU
Eurypyga helias (sunbittern) is the source of this 1778-nucleotide messenger RNA. RefSeq names its product anaphase promoting complex subunit 7 (gene ANAPC7). Lineage: Eukaryota; Metazoa; Chordata; Aves; Eurypygiformes; Eurypygidae. The record is from RefSeq and is a predicted model, not a curated record. Gene Ontology annotation, biological process: cell division. The transcript has 11 exons. Gene Ontology annotation, molecular function: protein binding. Bases 1 to 1686 code for a protein of 561 amino acids.